Molecule: messenger RNA, 1057 nt
Organism: Amoebophrya sp. A120
Lineage: Eukaryota; Dinophyceae; Syndiniales; Amoebophryaceae
Source: the annotation of a GenBank genome assembly
AAGAUGAUUAAAACCACAGCAGAUGAGCGCCCCUAGUAUGUAGCGCUGGCUCCAAGGUUCAUACCCCGUAGGUACAGAAACAAACAAACUAAAAGUAGCAUCAGCCCCGCAGGCCGUACUACCAUACAAAAAUCAUAGUAAGAGACAGAAACAAAAACAAUGCCCGAAGCCCGUGCUCCCGCGUUCGGGGGUAUCGUUCCCGGGGGACGAGAUCACGGCCCGGGACUCACCCGGCUUCCUACGGAUGAGGAUUUUUCCGCUAAAUUGCCUUCCAUGAUCAAGUUCGAGCGCCAGUGCAGCAGCAGCUCCACAAGUCUGGAAAGUACCUUCCGCCGGCAAGCUACCAAGGAGGACUUGUCUACCACGAUGCGGGGCAAGUUGCGGAACCGGAUUUGUGUGGACGUGCUGUGUAUCCUGUGCAAAGGUAUCGUACUCCUACUCGUAUAAGUGCAUUACAAAUUCCCUCAGCAUGAAAAAUAAAAUUUGUAAUACGUCAAGAAAAAAAUUUGUAAUGCAUGACUGCAAUACGCGUACGAUGCUUUUGCAAUGCAUAUUGGGCUGCCGUCGGUGCAGACAGCGGGCGGACGGAGCGGGGAGUGGAUCUGGAAGUAAUGGCAACAAAACGGACAGGAUUUGAUACGAAGGGUUUUUUUGAAACGGGAAUUUUAAUUUUUAAGCAAGUGCAGAGCUGUUCCACCCACGACAUCAUCUCGAACUGUGCCCACAGCAACCAAAGCUGCUUAAUAGACAAGCCAGUAGCACCAGCCGGCUCUCCUGUUCAGGCAUUGAAGUGUGCCAGCAUGAGUAAAUGGCAACGCGGCCUGGACGUGCCACACGUCGCUAAGAUGAGGAAAAGUCGAAGCCCAGAUUCAAGAUGCACGAAACGCGAAUCUGAGCGAGCGACUCCAGCGAAGUUAUGAAUGCACACUGACUCGUCAUCUGUUGUUUAGUUUACCUCAAGCUGAACCUACCAAAGCGUAGGCGCCGCGUAAAAGACAUAAAUUACAGCUGGAACCCAUGGCGGUGGCGCCCAUACCGCCAUCAAUGGGCCACCCAU